UCGCGGUUCCUCCGCUCCAGUCGCUGCUGCCGCCGCCGCGGUAGCUGGGGGUUGGUGAGAGGAGGAGCUGUCGCGGACCCCGGGGGGUCCGUCUCGGUCGCUGUUUUUGCCUGAGGAACCUUCUUUCCUCGGUCGUACGCUGACUCCCGCGGUGUCGAGGGGGAGUCCCUGCGGACACCUCAGCACGCAGUGGAGAUGCCUCUCUUUGCCACCAAUCCCUUCGAUCAGGACGUCGAGAAAGCAACCAGUGAGAUGAAUACUGCUGAAGAUUGGGGUCUCAUUUUGGAUAUUUGUGAUAAAGUCGGUCAGUCUCGCACUGGACCUAAAGAUUGUCUUCGGUCUAUUAUGAGGAGGGUGAACCAUAAAGAUCCUCAUGUUGCCAUGCAGGCUCUGACUCUUCUAGGAGCGUGUGUAUCAAAUUGUGGCAAAAUUUUUCACUUAGAAGUAUGUUCAAGAGAUUUUGCUAGUGAAGUAAGCAACGUAUUAAACAAGGGUCAUCCUAAAGUGUGUGAAAAAUUAAAGGCUCUUAUGGUUGAAUGGACGGAUGAAUUUAAGAAUGAUCCACAGCUUAGUCUAAUAUCAGCAAUGAUUAAGAACCUUAAGGAACAAGGUGUUACGUUUCCAGCUAUUGGCUCUCAGGCUGCAGAACAAGCAAAAGCAAGCCCAGCUCUGGUAGCCAAGGAUCCUGGUACUGUGGCUAACAAAAAAGAAGAAGAAGAUUUAGCGAAAGCCAUUGAGUUGUCGCUGAAGGAACAAAGGCAGCAGUCAACCACCCUUUCCAGUUUGUAUCCAAGCACAUCUAAUCUCUUAACUAACCACCAACACGAAGGCCGGAAAGUUCGCGCUAUAUACGACUUUGAAGCUGCUGAAGAUAACGAACUUACUUUUAAAGCUGGAGAAAUUAUUACAGUUCUUGAUGACAGUGACCCCAACUGGUGGAAGGGUGAAACCCAUCAAGGCAUGGGGUUAUUCCCCUCUAAUUUUGUGACUGCGGAUCUCACUGCUGAACCAGAAAUGAUUAAAACGGAGAAGAAGACGGUACAAUUUAGUGACGAUGUUCAGGUAGAAACGAUAGAACCAGAGCCGGAACAAGCCUACAUUGAUGAAGAUAAAAUGGACCAAUUGCUACAGAUGUUGCAAAGUACAGAUCCCAGUGAUGAUCAACCAGAUCUUCCAGAGUUACUUCAUCUUGAAGCCAUGUGUCACCAGAUGGGACCUCUCAUUGAUGAGAAGCUGGAAGAUAUUGACAGAAAACAUUCAGAACUCUCAGAACUCAAUGUUAAAGUGAUGGAGGCCCUGUCCUUGUAUACCAAGUUAAUGAAUGAAGAUCCAAUGUAUUCCAUGUAUGCAAAAUUACAGAAUCAGCAGUAUUAUAUUCAGUCAUCUGGUGUUUCUGGUUCUCAGGUGUACCCGGGCCCUCCUCAAAGCGGUGCUUACCUGGUCGCAGGGAGCGCACAGCUGAGCCAGCCCCCGAGCUACAGCCUUCCCCCCGAGCAGCUGUCUUCUCUCAGCCAAGGAGCCGUGCUGCCUGCCAGCCCCGCCCUUCCCAGUCAGCAGGCUCAGGCUUCCUACCCCAACACCAUGGGCACGUCCGUUCAAGGAGGCACGUAUCCCAGCCAGGCUUCAGUGUACAGUCCUCCUCCUGCCGCCGCCGCCGCCCCCGACGUCACCAUAUACCAGAACGCAGGGAGCAGCCUGUCCCAGGUGCCGAACUAUACUUUCACAUCAGCGCUGCCCCAACCGCCUCCGCCCCAGCAGCCACACUCUCCGAAGGCCCUGCUGUAGGGCUGGGAUGCCUCUUUGUGGCAAAUGCCUGCUAAACGCCGACGACCAUGUCAUGAGAUUCUUUGAUAUCUUAAGAUUUGUUUAUCCUCAGCUUAUAGGAAUCGUAUCUUGGUCAGCAAGUUCCAGUAUUCAAGAAGGGUGACCUCUCUUCAAUUUGCACUGACUUUUUAGAGGUCCUCCCCUCCCCCUCCCCCAGAGGAAUGAAACUACUUACAGCAUCUAAUUCCUUUCGUAAUAUGGAAGAAUCAGUGUAAGAUUAUUUGUCUCUUAAAAUUACCUGGUCUGCAGAAAGUCAAACUGGCAAGCACCGUUGUGGCAGAUGUGUGCAUAGAUCGCAGUGUAACCUCACUCACGGCCACUUUGAACCACGGUGGUGAUCAUGUGAAUAUAUUUAACACUGUUAACUUAAUUGACAUUGCUGUUUUAUUUUAAUCAUGAGCAACUACCAUGUUUCAUAAUGUUUUGUGUAAAUUUAAGAGAAUUACACUGUCCUUUUGAACUGCAAGAGAACAACGCUGUAGCAUAUGUACAUGAAGGCAUUAUGUUGUCUGUGUUUCAGUUUCCCAUUAAACCGAAACUUCCUUGGAGUAA
Molecule: messenger RNA, 2376 nt
Organism: Mesoplodon densirostris (Blainville's beaked whale)
Lineage: Eukaryota; Metazoa; Chordata; Mammalia; Artiodactyla; Ziphiidae
Gene: STAM
Product: signal transducing adaptor molecule
Exons: 14
Coding region: 196-1785 (529 amino acids)
Biological process (GO): protein transport to vacuole involved in ubiquitin-dependent protein catabolic process via the multivesicular body sorting pathway
Cellular component (GO): ESCRT-0 complex
Molecular function (GO): phosphatidylinositol binding; ubiquitin binding
Source: RefSeq, a predicted model, not a curated record